AAUCGGACGAGCCGGUAAAUCCCCUGUAAACGCCGCCGUCGUCUUCCGCUUUAUAUAUAAAUCCAUCAGUCGACCCACCUUCGGAGCUUAAUAUCCAAAUUCUUAUCGUGAAACAAUGAUAGAACAGAGAAAACCCACAAUUUCUCAUUCAUAAGAAGACCCCACCCGAUCAUUUAGUCUAUCUCCCUAAGCACAUACACUAACACUGCAUAAUUUUUUGAGAGAGUUACAGUAAUACUUUUAGCUUCAACUCCGCAACCAAUGUCCAGAAAAGGAGGAGCCUCCCUACAAAAAGAUGUGCCCUGGAGGGCAUCCCCUGGUUCCAAGCCCAUUCCUAAAAUUCACCUUUCCCCAGUUCUUCGUCUCCCUCAAACCCCCCUUUCGGAAUAUGCUCUCUCUGUUAUGAAGCACCCAGACCCCAUUGGGAGUGGGCUAGGGAAGGAGGCUAUAUUGGAAGCAGCAGGGCCAGAUUGCAUUGUGCCUGGACAGAUUGCACCUGUUAAAUUACUUGGUCUUAAGGUAUGGCCCAUUGAGAUCGACAUGAAGUUUAUUGAACCAGUUGGAAGGGAACUCAAAUCAAUUGGAAGGGUAAAUUUCAUGCAUUUGAACUUUUUAAUACUGCAUUGUUCUUUUAUCAGUUUGUUUUGGGAGUUAGAUAAUCAAGCUGGCUCUAGUACUAUAUGGUUAAUGCCAGAUUCCCUGCUGCCAAACCUUGAGAGGUAGUUCAGUGGUCAAGUCUUGGAUUUGUUUCCCAAUGGUUACUGGUUCAAAUCCCCUCAGUGCCACUGAAGUAAGUAUUUGACUGUAAACUUCAGAGCUCUGUGGGAUUAGUCGAGGUGUGCAUAAAUUGCCCAGAUACCCACGGUCAUAUUUAAAA
Olea europaea var. sylvestris is the source of this 877-nucleotide messenger RNA. RefSeq lists its product as uncharacterized. The transcript is spliced from 3 exons. Gene Ontology annotation, cellular component: chloroplast envelope. The record is from RefSeq and is a predicted model, not a curated record. NCBI's taxonomy places the organism in Eukaryota, Viridiplantae, Streptophyta, Magnoliopsida, Lamiales, Oleaceae. The coding region runs from base 262 to 723 and encodes 153 amino acids.